Molecule: messenger RNA, 3249 nt
Organism: Fusarium redolens
Lineage: Eukaryota; Fungi; Ascomycota; Sordariomycetes; Hypocreales; Nectriaceae
Exons: 3
Coding region: 1-3249 (1082 amino acids)
Molecular function (GO): phosphopantetheine binding
Source: RefSeq, a predicted model, not a curated record
AUGGUGGAUGCGAAUUAUUUUACGUGUACGGUUGGUGAGGCUGCGAGGCUGAAGCGGAAAGACGAGAAGGCGAAAACGUGGACGACGGUGGUGACAUUGAUCGAUGACCAGGCUGAGAGGAAUCCAGAUGCACCGGCUUUGGGAUUCGCGACUUUUACGCAUUUGAAGUCUACACAGGUAUUCCGUCAUCUGUUCACAUUUCGGCAUCUCUCAGACACAUCAAAGCAUGCCGCACAGGUUCUUUCAGCUCACUUGCCGAAGGAGCCUAAGUCCUUGAAUAUAGGACUAUUAUCCUCAAGUAGCACCGAGUUUGUCCUGACAUGGCUUGGUUUGAUGCGCCUGGGAUAUACUGUUUUGCUUCUUGCACCUCAAUUGGCACCACCAGCAGUUCAGCAUCUUUGUGAAACUUUAAGCAUCAAACAUGUUUUCGUCGACGACAUCUACGAGUAUAGAGCUCGCGGGCUCUCAAACGACAUUGACAUCAUCAGGAUCCCUUCAUACCAAGAUGAUUCGCCAACAGAUGACUUGGAGCAGACCCCCGUAGUUUCCGAGACAGCAUACAUAUGUCACACUUCAGGAACAUCCUCCGGGCUACCCAAGCCAAUCCCUCAAACACAGUUCGGCGUGAUGGGGGCGUUGUACAGCUUUCCAGGAGAGAACAAGCCCGCAACCUUUUCCACCACUCCUCUCUAUCACGGAGGAUUCCCAGAUUGUCUAAGAGCAUGGACAAGCGGUGCCGCGAUAUGGUUUUUCCCCGAAGGCCACGCCCCCAUCACAGGCGCCAAUAUUAUAAGAGCUAUCGACUUUGCACGCGCGCACAGCUCAAUCCCCGUCAAGUAUUUCUCGUCAGUUCCGUAUGUCCUUCAAAUGCUCUGCGAAGAGUACGGCGGCAUUGAAGCUCUUCAAACGAUGGACCUUGUAGGUGUCGGCGGCGCUGCUCUACCAUCGGCGAUAGGCGACAAACUCGUGAACUCAGACGUGAAUCUCCUCUCGAGGAUGGGGAGCGCAGAAUGUGGGUUCUUAAUGUCUUCACAUAGGGACUACGCCGACGAUAAGGACUGGCAGUUUCUCCGGGCCAUUGAUGACCCAAAGCUAAUCGAAUUUGAGGCGCGCGAAAAUGGACUCUCGGAACUUGUUGUGAAGCCUGGCUGGCCUUUCUUGAUCAAGACGAAUCGCGAGGAUGGAUCAUACGCAACUUCUGACCUCUUUGAACCACAUCCAUCGAUCCCGAAUGCAUGGCGGUAUCACAGCAGAGCUGAUGCGCAAAUCACCCUCGCCAACGGAAAGAAGUUUGAUCCUUCGCCUAUUGAGGGCAGCAUAUUAGCUUCUUCCAAACUGCUGCAGGAUGUUCUCGUCUUUGGCAGUGGAAGAGACUACGCUGGAGCACUCUUGUUCCCUUCCUCGAGCGACAUUAGCGCAGAUGAAGUGAUCGAUUCUGUCUGGCCACAUAUUGAUGAGCUGAACUCGGGCAGUCAAACCCAUACUCGAAUCAACAAGACAAUGCUGGUAGUUGUCCCUGUCAAAGAAGGGCAGAAAGCUUUAGAGAAGAGUAGCAAGGGGACUAUUCUGCGACGGCAAGCUGAAGAGCGGUACUCUGAUGAGAUCGAAGGGGCUUACAGCAACACAUCGUCUUCAACCACGAAGAUUCCCGAGGGGGGCCUUCAGAAAGCGGUUCAAGAUUGUUUCCAGCAAGUCCUCGGACGGCAAGUUGAGCCAGAUCAAGAUUUGUAUCGCCAAGGCGUCGACUCAAUCGCUUGCAUACAAAUCCGAAAGUUGCUCGAACAAACAUGUCUAUCAUCUGAAAAUGACCAGCUUCCUCUGAACGUCAUCUACGAUCAAGGGACCAUCAAUUCUCUCGUGGAGUAUUUAGAAAGAGAGAACUCAGGAGACAACGAGCUGAAUGUCGACACCGAUGAGUCAGAACUCAACCUCAUGCAAGCUCUGACUGAAAAGUACAACUUUGACCCAGCGUCGCAUGACAGUGGCAACCUGAUAGCCUCAGGUGUAUCUCCUUCAGAUAGCAGCUCUAGAAGCCAAGCACGACGAGAUCGCGGAGCCUUGGAUCAAAAGAAAAGGCUGGCCCAGAUGGCCAUGAAAAUAGUCCAAGAUCCCAGUGAACGACCCACGCGCGUGGUACUUACCGGUGCUACUGGGUUCCUAGGGACACAUAUCCUUCAUCUUCUUCGAGAAAAUUCUAAAGUUGACAGGAUAUACUGUUUACUCCGAGGUGGCGGACCAUUUGCAGCUCAGAAGCGAGUUUCUGAAGCUCUCUUCCAACGCGGUAUGCCGCCUUUAGAGCCGCAUCAGGAUAAGGUUGUCUGUCUUCCGUGUGAUCUGGCGAAAGGUGAUCUUGGGCUUUCCGAAGAGCAGCUUCGGGAGAUUUCGUCGGGUGCUACGAAGAUCAUUCAUUCAGCUUGGGCUGUCAACUUUAGUCUUCGGCUGAACUCCUUCGAAGACCAGAUUGCCAGCACGAAGAACCUGAUCAACCUCGCUGAAGAGGCUGAUGCAAAGCUCAUUUUUGUCAGCUCGAUUGCAGCAGUGAGUGACUCUACCGCUCGACCGAUCCCUGAAACGCUAUCUCAGGAUCCGGAAGAGGCUUCGCCACUGGGCUACUCACGCUCUAAGUGGGUAGCUGAGCAAAUUUGCGAUGCAGCGAACAACAAGCAUGACUCUCCUCUGGCUUCGAUCGUCCGUGUUGGGCAGCUGUGCAGCAACGAAUCUGGAGUCUGGAACACCACCGAGGCGUAUCCGUUAUUACUCUCAACAUCCAAGAUAACAGGUUGUCUUCCCGAUCUUCCAAACGAAGUGCUCAAUUGGCUUCCUGUCGAGCAGGCUGCUCAAGUUGUCGUCGAAACUGCAUUUACUUCUUCCAAGGGUUCAAAAACACCUGUCUACCAUGUCUUGAACCCGCAUACCACACCAACUUGGAAAGAGAUGCUGGAUUGGUUAGCUGCCAGCGAUGAGGGUCCCGAGUUUGAGAUCGUCUCAUCAUCGGAGUGGCUUGAGCGUUUGGAGAAUGCUUUGAGCGGCGAUAGUGCCAGCCAUCCGUCACAGACUCUUCUAGAUCUGUGGAAGCGAUCAUAUUCUAAAGAGGAUGAGAAUAGCAGGGCAAAGGAUGAUCAGGAGAGUUCUGUAUUUGAUGUUGCUCAAAUACAGAAGGUCUCUUCUGCAAUACGGGAGGUCAAGCCAUUGGACCGAAAGCGGCUGAUCAAGACCUGGAAGUGGGUGAAUGAGAAUAUUAAGGGGUAA